AUGUCCAUCCAGACACCAAGAGAUCCAUUCACAACACUGGUUCUUGGGGUUAAUAAAUAUUCCACCUACUUUGGCCAAGCCUGGCUAUUGGUAUAUGUGAUUCGGGUCAUUCUCUACUUUGUCUCUGGCCAGUACCUGAGGGUUGAUAUGAACAAUGAUUUUCUGUGCAACACAUGCCAGCCAGGCUGUACUAGAGUCUGCUAUGACCACCACUUCUCCGUAUCUCUCAGCCUCUUAUGGGGUCUUCAGCUCGUCUUCAUCACCUGCCCGGCCCUGCUGGUACGGUGCCAUGCCAUACAGAACAGCCACAAGGGGGCGCCCCUGUUCAACUUGACAGAAAAGCAUCAUGGCGGCCUGAGGUUCAUGUACCUGCUCAGCCUGGUCCUGAUGGCUGGUUUGGAAGUGGCUUUCCUCUAUAUCUUCCAGCGCAUCUACGGUGGUUACAACAUGUCCAAGCUCUCCAAGUGCCAGGUGCCGCCGUGCCCAAACACCGUGGACUGCUUCCUCUCACGGCCCACUGAGAAGAAGAUCUUCACUCUGUUCAUGGUGGUGUCAGCCUGUGUCUGCAUCCUCAUGUGCCUCUGUGAGAUGAUCCACCUGAUCUACAAGAGGAUCCACAAGAAGUUCAACCAACACAAACAAAAACGCCACCAGAUGUCUGCUCAGAGCCAUGAGCUUGGUGAGCUCCUGACUCCCAGGACCGACCCAACCGCCUUCAAAUCCCUAUCCAAACACCCAUCCAAAUCCCCAUCCCCAUCCAAAAACCCGACCAGAACCCUGUCCAAAACCUUGGUCCAAUACCCCCACAGCCCAACAACCUCCAUUGCCUCUAAAGCCAAACAGACAUAUCUAUAG
Molecule: messenger RNA, 855 nt
Organism: Alosa sapidissima (American shad)
Lineage: Eukaryota; Metazoa; Chordata; Actinopteri; Clupeiformes; Clupeidae
Product: gap junction beta-4 protein-like
Exons: 2
Coding region: 1-855 (284 amino acids)
Biological process (GO): cell communication
Cellular component (GO): connexin complex
Source: RefSeq, a predicted model, not a curated record